GGAGAGGGGACCAGGGGGGGAGAAAGAGAGGGUUUGGGAGAAGAGGGGAUUGAAGGCUAAUCCUUGAACACUCAUCAAGCCUUCAAGCCCAGGCAGGCAGCCAAGCAGAGACACACGUCUCCCUGUCACAGACAGUAGAGAAAGAAGUCAAACCAAAGCUGAUUGUUUCCAGUAUAUCAAUCAUAAACCAGAGCUGAUGUCACACCGCUAGUGGAGAGGGACCUUGUUCCUUCUCAACUGUGCCUUGUGUUGUGGGAGGACGCAGAGCACAGGAUUGGGACACAAAACAAAGAUUACACAAGUUGCUUUUAUACUUUAUUUUCUGAAAUCAUCCACAAAUGGCAUCGUCCAGCAGUUUCCUGUCUGAGGAGCAGUUCCAGUGCUCUAUCUGUCUGGAGGUGUUCAAUGAGCCAGUCUCUACUCCGUGUGGACACAACUUCUGCGAGGCGUGUAUCGGUAGAUACUGGAACAACUCUUGUCACCAUAAGGGUCCACUGUGUACUGAGAAAUUUGAUGCAAAACCUGAGCUCAAAACCAACACUACACUCAAAGAGAUUGCAGAUCAUUUUCGAGCCAUGACGGUAAGAGACAGAGACGCAUCCACUGCCAAACCAGGAGAGGUGGUCUGUGAGGUCUGCACUGGGAGGAAGCUCAAGGCUUUCAAGUCCUGCCUGGAGUGUCUGACCUCCUACUGUGAGACUCACCUGGAGCCUCACCAGCUAGCCCCGGCCCUGAGGAGACACAAGCUGCUGGAUCCCGUGGAGAGCCUGGAGGACAGGGCGUGUGGCCAGCACAACAAGCUCCUGGAGCUGUUCUGUAAGACUGAUCAGAUCUGGGUGUGUCAGACUUGCAUCGCGACAGACCACAAGAAUCACCACGUGGUGAUGCUGGAGGAAGAGUGUGGAGAAAGGAGUGCUGAGCUGAGGGAGAUGAUCCAGGAAAGACUCCAGAAGGUCCAUGAGAUCAAACAUUCAGUAGAGCUCAGUCAGAGAAACACAGAGAGAGAGAUGGCAGACUGCAACAGGGUCCUGAUGGAUCUGAUGAGUUCCGUUGAGGGUUGCCGGGCUGCAAUCACUGAGAUGAUUGAGGAGAAGCAGAAAGCAACGAAGGAACAGGCUGAAGGGUUUAUUGAAGAGCUUCAGGAGGAGAUCUCUGAGCUGCAGAGACGAGCCACUGAACUGGAGCAGCUCUCACACGCCAACCUCCACCUCCUCCAGAGCUCUCCACCCCUCUGCCCCCCCACACUCGGCAAGGACUGGUCAGAUGUCAGCAUCCACCUGGGUUUGGGAAAAUUCAGGAGAGCUCAAAGGAGCUCUGUAGCUCAACUGGAGGAGGCUGCAAGGAGAGCCUUUGCUGAGCUUGAGGAACUCACCAAAACAAAGGAAGGGAUGCCUGACUUGAAGGCAUUGCAGCAGCAUGCAGUGGAUGUGACUCUGGACAUUGAUACAGCACAUCCUAUACUCGCCCUGUCCAGGGACAGGAAACAGGUGAAGUAUGAAGGUUUGUGGAAUUUUGUUCCUGACAACCCAAAGCGGUUUCAAAGCUUGUUUGCUGUCCUGGGGCACAAAGGCUUCCACAAAGGGAAGUUCUACUUUGAGGUGAAGGUUACUGACAAGCUUGAAUGGUCACUAGGGGUGGCCAGUAAUUCCAUCACUAGAAAGAAACCCUCAGCCGGUAGACCUGAGGAUGGAAUCUGGGCUCUAACGUUUCAGGUGAACAAGUUUGUAGUGUUGAACCCCCGUCCAGAACACAUAUACCCGAAAGAGAAGGUGGAGAAGGUGGGGGUGUUGGUGCAUUAUGAGGCAGGUCAGGUGUCCUUCUAUGAUGUGAAAAACAGAUGGCUCAUCUACUCCUACUCCGGCAUGACCUUCACUGAGACACUCUACCCAUACUUGAAUCCAUGUGACAAUGAGUUUGGCCCCAACACGAAACCCUUGGUCAUCUGUCCAGUCGAACGCAAACACAUGUAUUUUGAUGAUUCUGAUUAAAAUAAUUGUUCAUAAAAAAAAAUCUUAUAUAUUUAUGGUAUACAGUUUGAUUAUAAUGUGAGCUUACAGUUUAAGGAAGUCUAAAGAAGGAAUAGUGUGGUGAAAUACAGUUGAAUUCAAUGUAAUGAAAUCCAAUGUCAUGAUGUUGAGUUUGGACUAUAAGAUUCAUCAGGUCGAUGACUGAUGUGUCUGUUUCAUAUUGUGGUGUUAUGACCAAACUGCAGAGGGUCCACUGCUGCUCAUAUACUUUGACAUUUACAGGAAAAAGUUAUAUCAAUUUAAGCUGAUUUGUUGAAUAAAAUGGUGGACGAUUUGUAGCAAUCUAAAGUAAAUCAUUGUAUAACUGGUUACCCAGAGACUUCAGCCACACACAUCCAGCACCAGUAGGGUUUGUCUCAAGGCCGUAGCCAUGGAGUCAGCAUUGGGGGGGACACAUUUAUUUUUGUUAUGAUAAUU
This is a messenger RNA of Hypomesus transpacificus, 2444 nucleotides long. RefSeq names its product E3 ubiquitin-protein ligase TRIM39-like. Lineage: Eukaryota; Metazoa; Chordata; Actinopteri; Osmeriformes; Osmeridae. The record is from RefSeq and is a predicted model, not a curated record. Bases 339 to 1988 code for a protein of 549 amino acids. Gene Ontology annotation, molecular function: protein binding; zinc ion binding. The transcript has 5 exons.